AUGCUGUCUUCUAGCAGUGCCUACGGGAGACACUGGCCCAUGUGUAGAGCUUCUGAGUCACGCUGUUCUGAGAUUCCUCUCUCUGGAAACCAGAUGGGCAGCAAAGGACACUACAGAUAUCACUGGCAGAGCCACAAUGUCAAGCACAGUGGAGUGGAUGAUAUGGUCCUUCUUUCCAGAAUCACAGAAGAUUCCAUAGUGGAGAACCUGAAGAAACGAUACAUGGAUGAUUAUAUUUUUACAUAUAUUGGCUCUGUAUUAAUCUCUGUGAAUCCUUUCAAGCAAAUGCCAUAUUUUGGGGAAAAGGAAAUUGAAAUGUACCAAGGAGCAGCACAAUAUGAAAACCCACCACAUAUUUAUGCUCUUGCAGACAGCAUGUACAGAAACAUGAUUAUUGACAGAGAAAAUCAGUGUGUCAUUAUUAGUGGGGAAAGUGGUGCUGGAAAGACUGUGGCUGCUAAAUAUAUCAUGAGUUAUAUCUCCAAAAUUUCAGGAGGUGGCCCUAAAGUACAGCACGUUAAAGAUAUUAUUCUACAAUCCAACCCUUUACUGGAGGCCUUUGGGAAUGCAAAAACUGUACGGAACAACAACUCCAGCAGAUUUGGCAAAUACUUUGAAAUCCAGUUUAGCCCAGGUGGAGAACCAGAUGGAGGGAAAAUCUCCAACUUCCUACUGGAAAAAUCUCGAGUUGUAAUGAGGAACCCUGGAGAGAGGAGUUUCCACAUUUUUUACCAGCUAAUUGAAGGGGCCACCUCAGAACAAAAAAGCAGCCUUGGCAUUACCAGCAUGGACUACUAUUACUAUCUGAGUCUCUCUGGAUCCUACAAAGUUGAUGACAUCAAUGACAAAUCAGAUUUCCAAGAAACACUGCAUGCAAUGAAUGUGAUUGGGAUCUUUGCAGAGGAACAGGCAUUAGUGCUGCAGAUAGUGGCAGGAAUACUUCAUUUGGGAAACAUCAGCUUCAAAGAAGUUGGCAACUAUGCAAGAGUGGAGAGUGAGGAGUUUUUAGCUUUCCCUGCUUUUCUCCUGGGAAUUAACCAGGACCGCCUGAAGGACAAACUGACCAGCAGACAGAUGGACAGCAAGUGGGGAGGCAAAUCUGAGUCCAUUAAUGUAACGCUAAAUGUGGAACAAGCCUGCUACACCAGGGAUGCGCUGGCCAAGGCCCUUCAUUCCCGUGUUUUUGAUUACUUGGUGGAUUCUAUUAAUAAGGCUAUGGAGAAGGACCAUGAAGAAUAUAACAUUGGUGUCCUUGAUAUUUAUGGCUUUGAAAUAUUCCAGAAAAAUGGUUUUGAACAGUUCUGCAUCAACUUUGUAAAUGAAAAACUGCAGCAGAUUUUUAUUGAACUUACACUGAAAGCAGAACAGGAAGAAUAUGUGCAAGAAGGAAUUAGAUGGACACCAAUAGAUUACUUUAACAACAAAAUAGUGUGUGACCUUAUAGAGAACAAAGUGAAUCCCCCAGGCAUUAUGAGCAUUUUAGAUGAUGUGUGUGCCACAAUGCAUGCAGUGGGAGAAGGAGCUGACCAAACACUGCUUCAGAAACUCCAGAUGCAGAUUGGGACUCAUGAACAUUUCAACAGCUGGAACCAGGGAUUUAUCAUUCAUCACUAUGCUGGAAAGGUAUCUUAUGAUAUGGAUGGAUUCUGCGAGAGAAAUCGGGAUGUUCUUUUCAUGGACUUGAUUGAACUCAUGCAGAGCAGUGAUUUGCCUUUUAUAAAGGCUCUAUUUCCUGAAAAUCUUCAAGUGGACAAGAAAGGCCGUCCUACCACUGCGGGCAGUAAAAUCAAAAAACAAGCAAAUGACCUUGUUGGCACUCUGAUGAAGUGUACACCCCAUUACAUCCGCUGCAUCAAACCAAAUGAAACAAAGAAGUCUCGAGACUGGGAGGAGAGCAG
Antrostomus carolinensis (chuck-will's-widow) is the source of this 1898-nucleotide messenger RNA. Its product is annotated as unconventional myosin-Ie. Gene Ontology annotation, molecular function: microfilament motor activity; ATP binding; actin filament binding. The annotation marks the transcript as partial. The transcript has 17 exons. NCBI's taxonomy places the organism in Eukaryota, Metazoa, Chordata, Aves, Caprimulgiformes, Caprimulgidae. Gene Ontology annotation, biological process: endocytosis; glomerulus development; actin filament organization. Gene Ontology annotation, cellular component: cytoplasm; actin cytoskeleton; microvillus. The record is from RefSeq and is a predicted model, not a curated record.